Lycium ferocissimum is the source of this 1107-nucleotide messenger RNA. Its product is annotated as oxygen-evolving enhancer protein 2, chloroplastic. Gene Ontology annotation, cellular component: photosystem II oxygen evolving complex; photosystem II; extrinsic component of membrane. Bases 129 to 908 code for a protein of 259 amino acids. Gene Ontology annotation, biological process: photosynthesis. The record is from RefSeq and is a predicted model, not a curated record. Gene Ontology annotation, molecular function: calcium ion binding. Lineage: Eukaryota; Viridiplantae; Streptophyta; Magnoliopsida; Solanales; Solanaceae. The transcript is spliced from 4 exons.
UCACAAAAAUUAUCUAAAACAUAUUGCCCCCCACAUCACCAUUCCAACAAAAGGGAAUAACAAAGAGGAAAUCCAAUUCCAAGCCAAGAAAAAGAAAGAAAGAAUAGGCUAAUUGCGAGUAGUGAGCAAUGGCUGCUUCCACACAAUGCUUCUUGCACCAGUACACUGCACUCUCUAGCCCUGCUAGAACACAGAGGUCUGUUUCAUCCCUCAAGCCUAACCAAUUGGUUUGCCGUGCCCAAAAGCAAGAUGAUGCCAACAACAACUUUGCUGUCUCUCGCCGAUUGGCUCUCACUGUCCUCAUUGGUGCUGCUGCCAUUGGAUCCAAGGUUUCCCCGGCCGAUGCUGCCUAUGGAGAAGCUGCAAAUGUUUUUGGCAAGCCAAAGGCAAACACUGAUUUCGCAAAAUACAAUGGAGAUGGAUUCAAGCUGGAAGUACCAGCCAAAUGGAACCCCAGCAAAGAAAUUGAGUACCCUGGUCAGGUUCUCAGAUUUGAAGACAACUUUGAUUCCACCAGCAAUCUCAUUGUCACUGUCACUCCAACUGACAAGAAGUCCAUCACUGACUACGGCUCCCCCGAAGACUUCCUCUCUCAAGUGGACUAUCUGCUAGGAAAGCAAGCCUACUUUGGUAAAACUGAUUCAGAGGGUGGAUUUGAAUCUGGUGCAGUGGCAACUGCAAACCUGCUGGAGGCAUCAAGCGCAGAAGUCGGAGGAAAACCAUACUACUACUUGUCAGUAUUGACAAGAACUGCAGAUGGAGAUGAAGGUGGGAAGCACCAGUUGAUCACAGCCACAGUGAAUGGUGGCAAACUUUACAUUUGCAAGGCACAAGCUGGUGACAAGAGAUGGUUUAAGGGUGCUAAAAAGUUUGUGGAGAAUGCUGCCUCUUCUUUCAGUAUUGCUUGAGAAUAAGAAAACCAUUAUUUAAGUUUGUAUCUACUUAGUUGAUCUCCCCCUUCUUCAAAACAUAUGGUGCUGAGAUGAGUUGCUCAAUUGGACUACUUCCUUUUUUCUCUUUUCAACCAACCCCAAAAAAGUUACUGGAGAUGUUUGAAGUAUUGUUGGAGGAAGCUAAUGUUAAUAAUUUAAAUAUUUUCUUUGCAUA